CCCAAACCCACCCAUCCACCCACCUGCUCACCAAACCCAUCAGUGCUUUGGUUGGGUUUUUGUCCCAGCUGUUGACCCUGACCCCGAUCAGCCUUCAGAGUCUGGAGAAUUUCCUCUGUCUCUUCCACUACGUGCAACACCACCCCAAUAACAGCACCAAAGAUGCUCUGAAAUUCUGCUCAGAUAUGAGUGGGGCCAGUAACACCCUGGCCAGAGAGUUUCUGACGGAUGUGCACCAGCUAUGCAGCGCGGUGGCCCAGAGAGCCGAGGCGCGGGAUGAGGAUGAGGAAGAGAGUCACAUGGUGGCGCUGGGCGAGUACCUGGUCAGGGGGCGGGGCUUCCUGCUGCUCAGCACUCUGGAUGCCAUCAUUGAUCAGGAGCUGACUUGUCGGGAAGAGCUGCUAACUCUGCUGCUGUCGUUGCUGCCUCUGGUCUGGAAGAUUCCUGUGCAAGAGGAAAAAGCUCCAGAUUUCAACCUGACAUCCCUACUUGAAGCAUUCCUCAGCCGGGAGGUGAAGGCCGUCCCACUCAGGACGGGACAGAAGGCUGCGUCUGAUGAGCAGAGCUCUGGGAAGAGGUCCCGCGUUGGUAGUGGCACCUGGAAGUCACGGAGAUCACGCAGAACGUCACAGAGAUACUCUGUGAAAGAUGCUCGCAAGUCCCAGGUCUCCACCUCAGAUUCAGAAGCCAACUCUGAAGACAGAGCCGUUGGGGGCUCAAGGAGCCGAAGACCACACGGUUCCACCAUCCAGGUGAGCUGCCAGCAUCAUCGCUCUGAGGCCUCGCAGCUGACGUCUACGGCCACCAACACUACAGAAACCAUGAGUGCACCGUAUCCCCACCCCAGAGCCCCGGGUUCUCAGAUGGUAGACCACGAAACCUUGACCGACCCAGCUGCAAUAUCCAUCUUCAACCGCAUGGAGAACUCUCCUUUCGACCUUUGUCAUGUGUUGCUUUCCCUGUUAGAGAAGGUGUGUAAGUUUGACAUGAGCAUAAGUCACAACCCCGGUCUGGCCAUCAGUGUCAUACCGACCCUCACGGAGAUCUUGACUGAAUUUGGAGACUGCUGUGGUCUGGGGGCAGGAGGAGGGAUGGGAGCAGAGGAACUGGCUGGAGGCUGGACGGAGGAACCGAUCGCACUGGUUCAGAGGAUGCUGCUACGCACCAUCUUGCACUUGAUGUCUGUGGAUAUAAGCCAGAGCGACAGACUUCCAGACAGCCUGAGGCGAAGUUUGACAGACCUGCUGCGAGCAACUCUCAAAAUCCGAAGCUGUUUGGAGAGGCAGAAUAACCCUUUUGCCCCGCGGUCAAAAAAGACCCUACAGGAAGUCCAGGAUGAUUUUUCUUUUUCCCGUUAUCGCCACAGAGCUCUACUACUUCCUGAGCUUUUAGAAGGAGUACUACAAGUCCUCCUGAGUUGCCUCCAGGCUUCAACACCCAACCCUUUCUUCUUUAGCCAGGCUCUGGAGCUCAUCCAUGAAUUUGUCCAGCACCGUGGCCUCGAGCUCUUUGAGGCCACGGUUCUGCGGCUGGAGGGACUCGGCAGGGCCAGUUCUGACGUAGGCAGAGAGGCGUCGGAGCGGCUACGCGGCCUCAUUGCAGGGGUCUUCAAAAUAAUCAGCGCUAUUAAGAAAGCCAAGUCAGAACAGCUUCAUCAAUCGGUUUGUGCUCGGCGCCGGCACCGUCGCUGCGAGUAUUCCCACUUCCUCCAUCACCACAGAGACCUGUCAGGCUUGCCCGUCUCCGCUUUCAUGCAAGCAGCAAGACGCAACCCCUUUGAGGAGGAUGUGGAGGGCUCAGAGGAAUCUGAGGGGGAUAACGUGCGGUACCCUGAGAGAUGCUGCUGUCUAGCUGCCUGCACCCACCAGUGUCUCCGGCUCCUGCAGCGCCUCUCGCCCAGUGGGCCAUCUGUGCUGCAGGUAUUAGCUGGGAUUCAAGCUGUUGGAAUCUGCUGUUGCAUGGACCCUCGCUCAGUUGUAGGACCCCUUUUACAUGCUUUCCAAGCUCCAGGUCUCCGUAGUUACCAAUCCCAUGUGCUCAGUGUGCUAAGUCGGCUGAUUUUAGACCAGCUUGGUGGGGGUCAGCCGUCAGAGAAAGCUAAACUGGCCUCUUGUAACAUCUGUACUCUGGACAGCAGCCAACUUCCAGGCCUGGAGGAGACAUUGCAACAAGGAGAACCUGCAAAUAUUUCUACCAGUUUAUGUUACCGCUCCCAAGGUAUCCUGCCUAGCGGAGGAGGGGCUGAGGACAUGCUCUGGAAGUGGGAUGCUCUGGAGGCUUACCAGGAGCUAGUGUUUGGUGAGGACUGGCAGCUGAGCCAGCAGAUAGCCGGCCAUGUGUGCCAUCUAACACUACGGGGCAAUGCUAUAGUGCAGUGGCAACUCUACACACACAUCUUCAACCCCGUUCUGCAAAGAGGGGUGGAGUUGGUCCACCAUGCUCAGCAGCUGGGGGUUUCUACCGUCUGCACUCAGGUCUGCAGCUACCACACACAGUGCCUGCCUGUGGAGGUCCUACUCAUCUACCUGCAAACAUUACCAGCACUUCUCAAAUCAAGAGUGGUGCGAGACCUUUUCAUCAGCUGUAACGGGCUCAACCAGGUGACGGAGCUCGUCUACCUCGACCAGACUCGCUCUUUGGCCUUGAAGGUGUUUGAAACUCUGAUCAUAGGAGUUGGACACCAGCAGAGUGACGGGCUUCUUCAUGAGCUGGAGAGUGCCGACACCAAAGAAAGGGAGGCCAUCCUCGGCCUGGCUGAGGAGCUGGGGUCACGAGGGGUCGGAGAAGGCCCACAGAGCCUCAGCAAGUUUUACGAAGGCCUAAAGGAAGUGUACCCGCGCCACAAAAGCCGAACUGGACAGAACCAUGGACCAGGGAGGAGCAGAACAGAGACCCACCUGCAUGUGAUCAACCUGUUCCUCUGUGUGGCCUUCCUCUGUGUCAGCAAAGAGGCGGAUUCUGACCGGGACUCUGCCAACGACUCUGAGGACACUUCAGGUUACGACAGCACAGCGAGCGAGCCUCUAGGGGGCCGCCUGCCAUAUCUGUCCCCAGACAGUGUGGCGUUGCCCUCUAAAGAACAGCUACGGCGAGCCGCAGACGUCUGGUCCGUGUGCCGCUUCAUCUACAUGGCCAGCCCUCUGUUCCAAAGGCAGUUCUUCAGGCUCGGAGGACUGGAUGUGUGCCUGCGCCUCAUGGCCAUGGUCAUCCAGAAACUCUCGUGUAAGAGCAAGGAUGGAAAAACAAAGAAGAAGAGAGAGGGCAAAGGGAAAGGCAGCCCUGAGUCUGCGGUUUCUGCUGCUUCACUGGGAUCUGAAGAUCCUCCCUACGAAUCAGGAGAUUUUCACAGUUUGGGUCCGACUGAGGGGAAGACCAAAGAUCCAGGAAAGAGGUUUGACGAACAGUGGCAGCUUCAAAGUAUUCGUCUUCUUGAGGCCCUGCUGGCGAUUUGUCUGCACAGCGCUAACUCUGCCAUGCAGAGGAUAGAGCCGGAGCUUUCUUCUCAGCCUCAGUCUGUGGAGGAGACCCUGUUGGAGGUGAGAGACCAACUGUCUCGCUCAGGAGUGGUGAACUCUGACCUUGCUGUACCGCUGUUUGACUCCCUGCUGCGAGUGGCCUUGGCUCAGGUGACUUCAUGUACCGAAACACCUGAGGAGAAACCAGAGAGGAAGCUCCAGGUGUUUGCUGAGGGGGCGGCUCCGGCAGGAGAUCUGUCUGAGGAGGUGGAUGAGGUGCAGAGCUGCAGUGUCAGGCUCCCGGGGGAGGAGGAGGGCUACGACGCUGAUAGCGAAAGCAACCCGGAGACCAUGAAGCAGCAGGAAGAGGUAGGGAAGGUGGAGCCUGCAGGAUUGAGUGAGUUUGCGGCAGCAGCGGAGGAUGGGCCGGAGCGCGGCGUGCUGCUGUUCCCGGAGAUAUGCACCAUGGAGUUACGGCUUCUUGCCUCCGGCUCGCCGGACCUGGAGGUUCUCGGUCACGUGUUUCACAGCCUGCUGGGCGCCGUGCAUGCCAACCACCGCAACGCCGCCUUGCUCUAUGACCAGGGAGGAGUCAAAACCAUCCUUUGUAGUUUUCACAACAUCCUCAGCCAAACAGACCUCUCCUUUAAAGAUUGCCAGACGGUGCUGGUGGAGCUGCUGGUUGCCAUGGUGAACCAGCGCAUUACAGCAGAGGAGCUGGCCCUAUUGAUCCGCCUCUUCCUGGAGAAAACCCCACCUACAGCUAUAUUACUGAAGGGUAUCCUACAAAUUGUCGAAGCCAACAUGGACAUGGAGCCUCUUCACUUCCUGACGUUUCCAAUACUCCAUGGGGUUUCAACACCCGGAGGCUCAUCGCCUGGCUCCAGGCUGAGCGGCACCGCCGGAGGCAAAGCCGUCAGUCUGCUUUGGAAGGGGAAACUUUCUCCUGGUCGCAGGGAGGGGGAACCAGAGUACCGACCGAGCCACCUCUGGUCUUCCCCCUGGCACACGGCGCCUCUCCACCUACCUCUUGUGGGGCAGAACUGCUGGCCCCACAUGGCCCCCGGUUUCAGCGCCUCGAUGUGGUUGAGGGUGACGGAGCUGGAGGAGAAGAUCGACGACAAAGAAGAAAGCGUCCGUCCUGCAUCUGAGAUCCAUCAUGCUUCACCUCAGACUGGAGCAAAGUCAGCAGAAGAAAACCUUGUUCAUGUUCUCUCCAUGGGCUCCAAGGCGCUGAUGCUUCAAGUGUGGGCAGACUUCUCCAAAGGCUCUCUCACCUUCAGAAUUUGCAUAGACCCGAAUGACGACAUAAAAGCCGGGCUGCUGGCGCAGGCAGAGUCGGUCGAGGGAAUGUUCAGACGAGGGCAGUGGCAGCACCUCGGCCUCACUUACAGCCAGCAGCCAGAGGGCAAGAAGAACGUCCACGGCCGCGUUGUCGUGUGGGUUUGUGGCAUCUGGAAAUGUGAGGUUUCUCUGGACUACACGCUCCCUCGCAAGUCCAGUUUAUCAUCUGACAGCAACAAAACGUUCUGCAUGUUGGGCCAUUGCACGGUGUCGUCAGAGGAGCUGGGGAAGGACGCGGGACGCUGGAGCAUGGGCACUGUGCUUCUCUUUAAUGGGUCGAGGAUAGGAUCUGAGGAGGCCUUCUUCCUCUACUCCAGUGGACCGGACCUCACGUCAAUCAUGCCCUGCAAAUACGGCAAGUCGAGUGGCUCAAUCUCCAAGUUCGUCUCUCAGGAAGGCCUCAGGUGUGAACACGUCAGAGAGAUCCUGAUGAAGAACAAGGACAUUGACACAACAGCACUGGUUGAGAGCUUGGCGAUAGUUUACGCCCCCAGCAGUCCAAGAGUCUACACCAUAUACGAGCCUGUGAUCAGGCUGAAAGGUCAGGCCAAGACGGUCGUCACCCAGCGGCCCUUCAGCUCCAAAGAGGUGCAGAGCAUCUCACUGGACGCAAACGCCUUUAGGUCUCUGCUUCCCUCCGAAACCCACGGCCUGCAGAGCGUACUGCAUAAGAUCGGAGGGACGGGGAACUUUGUUUUCCUUUUUGCACAGACGGUGGAGCUCAGUGACUGCGAGAAGACCCAGGCUCUGGCCCUGCGAGUGCUACUGUCUCUCUGCAAGCACAACCAACACCGCAUCCAUGAAAUGGACUGUUACCAUGGUUACUCCAUGAUCCAUCAGGUCCUCAUCAAGUCCAAAUGCAUCGUAGGAUAUCAUAUGCUGAAAACUCUGCUGGACGGCUGUUGCAGUGGACCGGUCCUCAUCCUGGGGGACGACGGCCAGUUUCGAUUGGAUCCAGAAUCUGUGGCUGUGGUUCAGGAUAUCAGGCUGCUCUCUGACAUCCUGCUGGACUGGAAGAUUUGGGCUAAGGCUGAGUGUGGUGUGUGGGAAACGCUGCUUACCGCUUUAGAGAUCCUCAUCAGGGUUCACCAUCCACAUCUGGUCUACAACAUCCGCCAGUUCCUGAACGCUGAAGUCGUGCAUCGCUUCCUGCUCACCUGCCAGGUGUUACAGGAGCACCGGGACGACUAUCUGACCUCCAUCCCUCAGGAAGUGUCUUUGUCCUUCAUCAAAAUCAUCCAGGAAGUGCUGGGCUCUCCUCCAGACAUGGAUCUGCUGAAGCUCAUCUGCAACUUCCUGCUGGCCGUUCACCCGCCCACCAACACCUACGUCUGUCACACUCCAUCCAGCUUCUACUUCUCGCUGCACAUCGACGGGAAGCUGUACCAGGAAAAGGUGCAGUCCAUUAUGUACUUGAGACGCUCCAACAGCGGAGGAAGGUCUGCCAGCAGCUCCGUCGUGUCUCUCUCCCCGACUGUUUUUGCUGACGGCCCCCAUGAAGGCCAUCUUCUAGCUCCUUCGCCUGAACACGUAGGUGAUGAUCAAUCCUUACGGCCUCCCAGCGCGGCUCCGUCUCCAUACUCCUCGCCUCUGGUGACGCCUCACGUCGGCCACAGCAGCUUGGGCGACGCAGCCGAAGGCGACGACGUCUCCCUGGCCUCCCAGCAGGCUCUCGGCAGCACGGAGACUCUCAAGAAGGUCGGAGGCGACGAGCAGCUCCUGAGCAGCUGCGAGUCCGCCAAGACAAUCUGCGACUCCAAGGACGCGGGGGAGGGUGGCGCGCCACGGACGCCGUCCAUCAGCGUGGAGGAGGACCGGGACGAGGCGGCAGAAGUCGACAGUCUGGCAGAGGGCAGCGUGGGGGGGGUGGAGUCUGAGGACUGGGCCAGCGAGGAGGCACCGCGUCGCCCCGACAGCCUGAAGGGCAUCCAGUCCUUCCAGAGGAGCCACAGCAACCUGACCAGUCUGGGUCUGGCCUUCCCGUUCUCAAAUGGUUCGCUAGCAGUCGCCCGCUGGCCCAGUGCAGCCGAUCGGGCUUCGAUGCCUGAAGAUUGGGAAAGCUACACGUACUCGCCCGGCUCCGACAGAACGCAGAGCAAGACGGAGGCCAAUGACAGGUCCAGUACGGAGGACUGCUUGGUGCUGAUCUGCUGCGGACUCUAUGAUCUCCUGAGGGGCGUCCUGCUGCUGCUGCCUGACCUCAUGCUUGAGGAAGUCAUGGACAAGCUGAUCCAGCCAGAGGCGCUCAUCGUAUUGGUCAAUCAUCCCUCACCGCUCAUCCAGCAAGGCGUCAUGAAGCUCCUAGACGCCUAUUUCAGCAGAGCUCUCAAAGAGCAGAAGGAGAAGUUUCUGAAGAACCACGGCUUCUCGCUGCUGGCCAACCAGCUGUACAUCCACCAGGGCAGCCAGGGGCUGCUGGAGUGCUUCCUGGAGAUGCUGUUUGGGCGACCCAUGGGCCUAGAGGAAGAUCUUGACCUGGAGGAAAUGGAAAAUAUCUCACCUUUCAGAAGGCGCUGCAUCAUCCCGGUGUUGGGUCUUAUAGAGAACUCCCUUUAUGAGAACUCCUUGGUGCAUAACAUCCUUUGUAUGCUGCUGCAGCUCGUCAAUGCCUGCCCCAAGCUUGCAGACAUCCUGCUGGACCACGGGCUGCUCUACGUGCUCUUCAACACUCUUUCUACCCUGAACGGCAUGGAGAAUGGUAUCCCCCUGAAUGAUUACAAGCUCCUGGUGUGUGACAUCCAGCAGAUGCUAGUCGCUGUGACUAUCCACUCCUGCAGCUCCUCGGGGUCCCAGUACUUCCGCAUCAUCGAAGACCUCAUUACCCUGCUGGGUUUCAUGCAAACCAGCAAGAUGAGACGCACCCAGGAAAUGGCUGUGGCCUUGCAGUUCAGAGUCCUCCAGUCGGCCAUCGAGUUCAUAAAGACGACGGCCAACCAGGAGCCUUCAAAGCUGAGCAGUGCUGUUAACACGCCGACCUCUCCGCAUCACGCCAUCUAUCAGAAGCGUAAGAGCAUAGCAGGCCGGCGCCGGUUCUCUCUGGCCCAGACGGACUCUCUCCUGAUGCGGAUGCGCUCCGUCGCCAGCGACGAGCUCCACCAGAUGAUGCAGAGGAGGAUGAGCCAGGAAAACCCGAUCCGUGCCAGCGAGACUGAGUUUGUCCAACGGCUGCAGAGGCUUGUGGUUCUGGCUGUCAACAGACUGAUCUACUACGAUGUGAGUGAGGAUUUAUUCGACCUGCUGAACAUCCCGGACUCUCCGGACCACCACAUCUUCACCCCGGAUCCGGGGGAUCAAGCGCACGACGAAAGCGGGUCGUGCUCCAUCCCGCACUCUCCAACUCCUUUUAUCCUUCCACAUGCCAGCAAGAAGAGUUUUCAGAAGGACAUCCUGAAGCUCAUGACGGACGGGAUCAAAAUCAGCCUGGGCAGCACGGGUCGUGGCGGAGCCCCAAACCAUCAGUGGCGGCGGAUCCUCUGGUCCUGCAGGGACACCUUCAGGGUGCAGAUAGGCCGCCUCCUGGUGCACAUGCUCAGCCCUUCGCUUCCACUGCAGGACAGAAAGGAGGCACUUGUGUUUGUGUUUGAUCACAAGCAUAUAGAUAUCCUGAAGGAGAGCCUGAGCCCAGGACUAGAGCACGGGCCGAAACUGAGCCUGUACCUGUUCGAGAUGCUGCACGAUCACAAAGACGAGCUGACGAAGGAAGAGCAAAGCGCCGUGGGUGUCUUCAUGACCUCUCUGAAGCUUUGUGGCCAUCGCUGCAUCCCACUCAACGCACCGCACAAACACGACCUGCUCAAGGCCAUAAAGGAGGAAAAGAUGAAGUUUGAAGCAGAAGAGAAGACGAGCAAAGCUGCAUGGGAAAAGAAAAUGGCAAACACGCAGAAAAACCUAAUUCAGAGGCUUGAUGGGAAAUCCAAGGAUAUUUCCAAGAUUGCGGCUGAUAUUACCCAAAACGUGUCUCUGCGGCAAGGCAUGGAGAGGAAGAAAGUCAUCCAGCACAUCAGGGGUUUGUACAAGACCGACCUGAGCGCCAGUCGCCACUGGCAGGAGCUGGUGCAGCAGCUGACACACGACCGCGCCGUUUGGUACGACCAGACGUCUUACCCGACAUCGUGGCAGCUGGACCCCACUGAAGGGCCGAACCGGGAACGGCGGCGGCUGCAGCGGUGCUACCUCACCAUACCAAACAAAUACCUGCUCAAAGACAGACGGAAACCUGAGGAAACAGUGAAGCCUCCUCUGUCCUUCCUGUUUGAGGACAAAACUCACUCCUUCUUCUCCUCCACUGUUAAGGACAAAGCCACCAGCGAGUCCAUCAGGUUCACCAGACGAUGCACCAGCGUCGCCCCGUCCAGAGAGACGGCGGGAGAAUUGCUGCUGGGAAAGUCUGGGAUGUACUUUGUGGAGGACAAUGCCGCUGAUGCUCAUGACAACCAGAUCCUUCAGGGCGAGACGGAGGCGCCGUCUUUCUCUUGGACGUACGAGGAAAUCAAAGAGGUGCACAAGCGAUGGUGGCAGCUGAGAGACAACGCGGUGGAGAUAUUUCUGACCAACGGCAGGACGUUGCUGUUAGCCUUCGACAACACCAAGUUUCGGGAUGACGUCUACCACAACAUCCUGACCUCUGACCUUCCCAACCUGCUGGAGCACGGGAACAUCUCGGCGCUCACCCAGCUGUGGAGUUCCGGACAGAUCACAAACUUCGAGUACCUGACGCACCUCAACAAACACGCGGGCCGCUCGUUCAACGACCUCAUGCAGUACCCGGUGUUCCCCUUCAUCCUCAGCGACUACGUCAGCGAAACCAUCGACCUGCAGGACGCAAACAUCUACAGGAAUUUAAACAAACCCAUUGCAGUUCAGUCGAAAGAAAAAGAGGAUCGCUACGUUGAUAACUACAAGUACCUGGAGGAAGAGUACAAAAAGGGGAUUCGUGAGGACGACCCCAUGCCUCCCGUCCAGCCUUACCACUACGGCUCCCACUACUCCAACAGCGGCACGGUUCUGCACUUCCUGGUCCGAAUGCCGCCGUUCACCAAGAUGUUCCUCGCCUACCAGGAUCAGAGCUUUGAUAUCCCGGACCGGACGUUUCACUCCAUGAACACGACGUGGCGUCUGUCCUCCUACGAGUCCAUGACUGACGUGAAGGAGCUCAUCCCAGAGUUUUUCUACCUCCCAGAGUUCCUGGUCAACAGGGAAGGUUUUGAUUUUGGGGUUCGUCAGAAUGGCGAGAGGGUGAAUCACGUGAAUUUACCUCCGUGGGCUCGCAACGACCCGCGCCUGUUCAUCCUGAUCCACCGGCAGGCCCUGGAGUCGGAGCACGUCUCCCAGACGCUGUGCCAGUGGAUCGACCUGGUGUUUGGGCUCAAGCAGAAGGGCAAAGCGGCGGUGCACGCCAUCAACGUCUUCCACCCUGCCACUUAUUUUGGCAUGGACGUGUCAGCUGUGGAAGACCCGGUUCAGCGACGGGCGUUGGAGACGAUGAUCAAAACGUACGGCCAGACGCCGAGGCAGCUCUUCAGCGCCACUCACAUCAGCAGAACCGCCCCGAAGCUCAUGAUGGAGGGAGAGCUCCCAGCAGCCAUGGGGCUCCUGGUUCAGCUCGCCUUCAGGGAGACGCGGGAACACGCAAAGGAGAUCGUCUGCCCGAGCCCGCUGCCCUGGAUCAAAGGUCUGAAGUGGGGCGAGUACGUCGGCUCGCCGUCUGCUCCAGACCCGGUGGUGUGUUUCAGUCAGCCGCACGGAGAGCGGUUCGGAUCCCUGCUGGCCCUGCCUACCCGCGCCAUCUGCGGUCUGUCCCGCAGCUUCUGCCUCAUGAUGAUCUACAGCAAGGAGCAGGGUGUGCGCAGCAUGCACAGCACAGACAUCCAGUGGUCGGCCAUCUUGAGCUGGGGCUACGCCGACAACAUCCUGAGGCUGAAGAGCAAGCAGAGCGAGCCGCCCAUCAACUUCAUUCAGUGUUCACAGCUCCACCAGGUGACCAGCUGCGCCUGGGUUCCCGAUGGCUGCCAGCUAUUUACGGGCAGCAAGUGCGGAGUCAUCACCGCCUACAGCAACCGCUUCACCAGCACCACACCAUCAGAGAUGGAGGUGGAGUCUCAGGUUCACCUGUACGGACACACAGGAGAAGUCACCAGCCUGUUUGUGUGCAAACCCUACAGCAUCCUCAUUAGUGUCAGCAACGACGGCACCUGCAUCCUCUGGGACCUCAACAGACUCUGUUACGUUCAAAGCCUCACAGGUCACAAAAGUCCAGUGACAGCCGUCUCUGCGAGCGAAACCACGGGUGACAUCGCUACAGUCUGUAACUCUGAGGGUGGAGGAAGUGACCUCCGCUUGUGGACAGUGAAUGGAGACCUGAUUGGUCACGUCCACUGCAGGGAGACCAUCUGCUCCGUGGCGUUCUCCAACCAGCCGGAGGGCGUCUCCGUCAAUGUCAUCGCUGGCGGUCUGGAGAACGGCGUCGUCAGGUUGUGGAGCACUUGGGAUUUGAAACCAGUCAGAGAAAUCACCUUCCCCAAGUCCAGCAAACCCAUCAUCAGCCUGACGUACUCGUGCGACGGCCACCACCUCUACACGGCCAACAGCGAGGGGACGGUGAUGGCGUGGUGCCGACGGGACCAGCAGCGCAUGAAGCUGCCCAUGUUCUACUCCUUCCUGAGCAGCUACGCUGCCGGCUGAGCGGGUCUGAUGUUUACCGCUGUCCACUUCCCAGCGAGAUCGCCUUCCUCCUGCUCCUCCUCAUCCUCCUCCCUCUGCUCCUGUCUGCACUGACGGGGAGGAAAGGACGCAUCAGCAUGGCGUCCGCCUCUCCGAACCCGCCCUGACUUUUAAAUAACUCCAUCCCCAGCUGAGCAAACGCUACCACACCCAGCAUUAAGAGAACAAGAUGAAGCGAGCGUUGUGUGUAAAUAGAUUUAUAUUUAUAAAGUGAAAAGCUGGAGGAGUGGACGAAUCUUCAGCUGCAACAGACACUUUUUCCUCCUCUUUUCCCUUUUUUUUUUAAACUGUUUUCCAUUUUAUUUUAUUUUUUUCGUUCUGUUGUAUCUGUUCCCGGGUACGCUGCUAUUGUCUGAGCAAAGCCGGAACCAAAAAGU
Molecule: messenger RNA, 11896 nt
Organism: Poecilia reticulata (guppy)
Lineage: Eukaryota; Metazoa; Chordata; Actinopteri; Cyprinodontiformes; Poeciliidae
Gene: lyst
Product: lysosomal trafficking regulator
Molecular function (GO): protein binding
Source: RefSeq, a predicted model, not a curated record